GCUGGUUGUUGGACUGUGGCGCAUGCGCAGUGCCGGGCGAAGGGCAAGAUGGCGGCGAGUAAAACCUUCGGCCAGAAGCCGGUGAAAUUCCAGCUGGAGGAGGCGGGAGAGUGGUACAUGAUCGGCUCAGAGGUUGGUAACUACCUGCGCAUGUUCAGGGGUUCCCUGUACAAAAGAUACCCAUCUCUGUGUCGCCGACUAGCCACAGUUGAAGAAAGAAAGAAGAUUGUAGCAUCCUCGCAUGAUCAUGGUUAUACCACUUUAGCUACCAGCGUGACGCUUCUUAAAGCUGCGGAGGUCGAGGAAAUCCUAGAGGGAAAUGAUGAAAAGUACAAAGCCAUCUCGAUCAGCACUGAACCACCUGCCUAUCUCAGAGAGCCCAAGGCAAAGCGCAAUAGUCAGUGGGUACCCACCCUGCCCAACAGCUCACAUCACUUGGAUGCUGUGCCCUGUUCUACAACCAUAAAUCGCAACCGUAUGAGCCGGGACAAGAAAAGGACAUUCCCACUCUGCUUUGAUGACCAUGACCCAGCAGUAAUCCAUGAAAAUGCAUCUCAGGCAGAGGUGCUUGUUCCUAUCCGCCUUGACAUGGAGAUAGAUGGACAGAAGCUGAGGGAUGCCUUCACAUGGAACAUGAAUGUCAGUUUCUCACCAACUUUUACAGAAAAGUUGAUGACCCCAGAGAUGUUUGCAGAGAUUUUGUGUGAUGACCUCGAUUUGAAUCCUUUGACCUUUGUCCCUGCCAUUGCCUCAGCAAUUCGCCAACAGAUUGACUCCUACCCAACAGACAGUAUACUAGAGGAUCAGUCUGAUCAGAGAGUCAUCAUUAAGCUGAACAUCCACGUGGGAAACAUUUCGCUGGUCGAUCAGUUUGAGUGGGACAUGUCCGAGAGGGAGAAUUCUCCUGAGAAGUUUGCUCUGAAGCUGUGUUCCGAGUUGGGUCUUGGAGGGGAGUUUGUUACUACCAUCGCCUACAGUAUCCGGGGUCAGCUUAGCUGGCAUCAGCGCACGUACGCCUUCAGUGAGAACCCUCUACCCACAGUUGAGAUUGCAAUCAGGAACACGGGAGAUGCUGACCAGUGGUGCCCCCUACUGGAAACACUGACUGAUGCUGAGAUGGAGAAGAAGAUUCGAGAUCAGGAUAGAAACACAAGGCGCAUGAGACGUCUUGCAAACACAGCUCCAGCUUGGUAACUGAAUGUUGAUCACCCACCUGGAUCAAAUAAUGAAGUUCCUUGCAAUCAAGGGCUAGUUCUGAGAGAAUAGACAUUCCCCACAGCGGCCUUGUCGCAGACCCCACACUGUGUAUAAGGACUGGUGCAGUAGUGUCAGUGCUCCUUAAGAUAACUCGGUCUUAUCCAGUUCCAAUCCCUGCAGUCAGUGCACAGGAAUCUUGCCUUAAUCUGUUUUUUGUAUAGGUGCAAAUUGCACUUCUGGAGAAAGGUUUUUUUAAAUAAAGUUCUUAAUUUUAAUAA
Rhincodon typus (whale shark) is the source of this 1475-nucleotide messenger RNA. It is a transcript of the gene smarcb1a, whose product is annotated as SWI/SNF related, matrix associated, actin dependent regulator of chromatin, subfamily b, member 1a. Gene Ontology annotation, molecular function: transcription coregulator activity. The record is from RefSeq and is a predicted model, not a curated record. Lineage: Eukaryota; Metazoa; Chordata; Chondrichthyes; Orectolobiformes; Rhincodontidae. Gene Ontology annotation, biological process: chromatin remodeling; regulation of transcription by RNA polymerase II. The coding region runs from base 49 to 1194 and encodes 381 amino acids. Gene Ontology annotation, cellular component: nucleus; nuclear chromosome. The transcript has 9 exons.